GCAGAAAACGUCACUUCCGGUCAGAGUCUGCAGACCUUGGUGAGGCUGCGACAUGUCCCGGGUUCUCAUCGUCGGAGCGGGUCUGACAGGGAGUCUGUGUGCCUGUCUGCUGCGGAGGAACAUGGACAGCAAAGUCCACAUUGUGGUCUGGGACAAGUCCAAGGGUUCUGGUGGAAGGAUGUGCACGUCUCGUCCUCCUGACUCCCAGUGUCACUCAGCAGACAUAGGAGCGCAGUACAUCACGGCCACACAUGAAUAUGCUGAGUCUCACCACAGCCUGUACACAGAGCUGGUGAGUGCGGGGGUGCUGCGUCCUCUGGACUGCGUGGUAGAAGGACUGCGACACCAAAAGGGGAGUCAGAACUACGUGGCACCACUGGGCAUGAGCAGUGUGGUCAAACACUUCCUGUGUGAGUCAGCUUACUCAUUUCUAGGAGCUGAUUUGUUCUUGGAGCGUCAUGUGACUGGCCUGUAUCGCCGUGGUGCAUCAUGGGAGGUUCACAGGAAGCAUGGCGCCAGUGAGCGCUUUGACUCAGUCAUCCUGACCAUGCCUGUACCUCAAAUACUGCAGCUGCAAGGAGACCUGCCACUACUGCUGUCUGUCCAGCAGAGGGCGCAGUUAGAAGCAGUGAAGUAUUCUUCACGUUUCGCCUUGGCACUCUUCUUCGCGCCCGGCGUGGACAUCGAGGUGCCCUGGGGCGUGCGCUACUACAACAACCAGGGCGACAACAGCGAGUGUAUCUGCUACGCCACCGUGGAGCCUCGUAAACGCGGCACAGAAGGCCACGCCGCCCUGGGUCCAGCUCUGGUGGUCCAUAGCAGCGCUCCCUUCGGCCUGCAGCACCUGGAAAAGGAGAAGGAGGAAGUGGAGCCCGUGGUCUUGAGGGAAGUCUACAGGCUCCUCCCCAAUCUGCCUCAGCCAAUCAGCAUCAAGUGCCACAAGUGGAGGUACUCCCAGGUGCUGACCUCAGUGGCAGACUGUCCAGGUCACAUGACCAUCCUGGAGCGCCCCCUGCUGGUGUGUGCGGGCGACGCCUUCAGCCACUCCAACUUUGACGGCUGCGUGGAGUCGGCAGUGAGUGUGCUCGCCGUCUUCCAGGCUGGAAGUUAGCUCGGCACCUCACUGAUACUUGGACUUGUUUGGAAAGACUUUAUUCACUUGACGUCCUCUUUCACACACCUGACAUCUGACAUCAUCUUUCACACACCUGACACCUGACAUCCUCUUUCGCACACCUAAAAUCCUCUUUCACACACCUGACAUCUGACAUCAUCUUUCACACACCUGACAUCUGACAUCAUCUUUCACACACCUGACAUCUGACAUCAUCUUUCACACACCUGACAUCUGACAUCCUCUUUCACACACCUGACAUCUGACAUCAUCUUUCACACACCUGACAUCUGACAUCAUCUUUCACACACCUGACAUCUGACAUCAUCUUUCACACACCUGACACCUGACAUCCUCUUUCGCACACCUAAAAUCCUCUUUCACACACCUGACAUCUGACAUCAUCUUUCACACGCCUGACAUCUGACAUCAUCUUUCACACACCUGACAUCUGACAUCAUCUUUCACACGCCUGACAUCUGACAUCAUCUUUCACACACCUGACAUCUGACAUCAUCUUUCACACACCUGACAUCUGACAUCAUCUUUCACACACCUGACAUCUGACAUCCUCUUUCACACACCUGACACCUGACAUCCUCUUUCGCACACCUAAAAUCCUCUUUCGCACACCUGACAUCCUCUUUCGCACACCUGACAUCUGACAUCCUCUUUCGCACACCUGACAUCUGACAUCCUCUUUUGCACACCUGACAUCCUCUUUCGCACACCUGACAUCUGACAUCCUCUUUCGCACACCUGACAUCCUCUUUCGCACACCUGACAUCCUCCUUCGCACACCUGACAUCCUCCUUCGCACACCUGACAUCCUCCUUCGCACACCUGACAUCCUCCUUCGCACACCUGACAUCCUCCUUCGCACACCUGACAUCUGACAUCCUCUUUCGCCACACCUGACAUCCUCCUUCGCACACCUGACAUCCUCCUUCGCACACCUGACAUCCUCCUUCGCACACCUGACAUCUGACAUCCUCUUUCGCCACACCUGACAUCCUCCUUCGCACACCUGACAUCCUCCUUCGCACACCUGACAUCCUCCUUCGCACUGCUCAAAAAACAGCAAGUUGAUUGACAGCUGGUUGCUCCGGCUAUCUCGCUGAUUGCCACACCUCCAGGAGACACGUGCAGACGUCCAAAGUCAUUUUCUUCUUGUCGGCGUGGCUGUGAUGAAAGUGGUGUGAAGCACAGGUAGUCCAGUUGGCCCCUGCCGUGCAAACAUGUUCCCCUUGUCUUUUUCACAAUAAUGCUUAUGUACGGGAGCCUAUAAAGCACGGUAUAUUUCA
Messenger RNA from Nerophis ophidion (straightnose pipefish), 2418 nucleotides. RefSeq names its product renalase, FAD-dependent amine oxidase (gene rnls). Gene Ontology annotation, cellular component: extracellular region. The transcript has 7 exons. Gene Ontology annotation, molecular function: oxidoreductase activity, acting on NAD(P)H. The record is from RefSeq and is a predicted model, not a curated record. Lineage: Eukaryota; Metazoa; Chordata; Actinopteri; Syngnathiformes; Syngnathidae. The coding region runs from base 53 to 1111 and encodes 352 amino acids.